AAGCCCUAGGUCGGCCCUGGGAGGCUCGCCUGGGUCCGCGGUGCAGCUCUGCGCAGGCGCGACAGCAGCGCGACGUCCGUCACUUACGGCCGGAGCGUUUCGCCCUGGGAGUUGGUGGCGCGGUGCUGGGCUCUUAGGAACCUACAGCGUUGGCGCGGACCGGUAUCCGGUUGAUUGUGGUGUGCAGGGCCCGCCAUGGAGUCCGAGCAGAUGCUGGAGGGACAGACGCAGGUUUCAGAAAACCCUCACUCUGAGUACGGUCUCACAGACAACGUAGAGAGGAUAGUAGAAAAUGAGAAGAUUAAUGCAGAAAAGUCAUCAAAACAGAAGGUGGAUCUACAAUCUUUGCCAACUCGUGCCUACCUGGAUCAGACAGUUGUGCCCAUCUUGUUACAGGGACUUGCUGUGCUUGCAAAAGAAAGACCACCAAAUCCCAUUGAAUUUCUAGCAUCUUACCUUUUAAAAAACAAGUCACAGUUUGAAGAUCGAAACUGAUUUCUUGGGAAGAAAGAGAAAUUUGGUUGCUACUGUAGAUUUACAUGAUUAUGAGGCAGUUUUAAUUGCCAUGAUUCCCCCCUACCCCUCUUGGAAGUAUAAGAACCUUCAGGACAACAGAACUUAUUUCUGGAGUUGCAGAAGAGAAUAUAUUUCCUCUGAUUUAAUUACCACAUUUAUUUAAUGAGCAUCAUCUGUGCAAUUUUUUCUCAGAUUGUCUUUUUGUUUUUAAAAACAACCUUCAAAAUAAACUGUCAAAACACUA
Molecule: messenger RNA, 760 nt
Organism: Nannospalax galili (Upper Galilee mountains blind mole rat)
Lineage: Eukaryota; Metazoa; Chordata; Mammalia; Rodentia; Spalacidae
Gene: Dpy30
Product: dpy-30 histone methyltransferase complex regulatory subunit
Exons: 5
Coding region: 196-495 (99 amino acids)
Cellular component (GO): Set1C/COMPASS complex
Source: RefSeq, a predicted model, not a curated record